UAAUCCCUCAUAUUAUUUCUCAACACACAACAAAACAAAGAAGAAGAAGAACAAGAAGAAGAAGAAGAACAACAACAACAACAAGAAGAACAAGAAGGGAAGAAUUUAGGGUAAAAAAAUAUGGGUAGGCCUCCUUGCUGUGACAAACAAGGUGUGAAGAAAGGACCUUGGACUCCUGAAGAAGACAUUGUUUUGGUUUCUUAUAUUCAACAACAUGGCCCUGGCAAUUGGAGGGCUGUUCCUGCCAAUACUGGGUUGCUUCGAUGUAGCAAGAGUUGUAGAUUGAGAUGGACGAAUUAUCUUAGACCUGGUAUCAAAAGGGGUAAUUUCACACACCAUGAAGAGAAGAUGAUCGUUCACCUUCAAGCUCUUCUUGGCAAUAGAUGGGCGGCCAUAGCUUCAUACCUUCCACAAAGAACAGACAAUGACAUUAAAAACCACUGGAACACUCAUCUCAAGAAGAGGCUGAACAACCACCACCGCCAACCUUCUCCGGCAGCCGAUCUCACCGCCGACCCCGCCGCCGAUACUCUUUUCACCACCAGAGGCCAGUGGGAGAGACGCCUUCAAACCGACAUUCAAAUGGCCAAACAAGCUCUCUCCGACGCCCUCUCGCCGGAAACCUCCAAACCGCCGCCGACGCUGCUGCCGAUAGAAGAGUCAAAAACAUCCCAUCCUCAAAUUCCGGCGUAUGCUUCCAGCGCGGACAACAUCGCACGAUGGCUAAAAGAAUGGAACAAAAACCCACCGACGAACAAUCCCUCCCGAUCAAGCUCGUCGGCGGUGGUGGAUUCCGGCGACGGCAGUGGAGGAAAAGUAAAUGGGGCGGGAUUAUCGGAAUCGAUGGAUACGUUGAUGAGUUUAGAAUAUUUUGAAUCGUCGAAUAAUUCAGAUGGGUCGCCGGAGACGAGCGUUUUUCAAGGGGAAAGUGAAUCGAUGGAUGAAAAUGAAGAAUUGUUGCCGAUGAAAUUGCUUGAGGAAUGGCUUCAUGGAGAUUCUAAAGAUUAUUACUUUACUGAUUUUACAGUUGAUGAAAAGUUUAAGUUGGAUAAUCUUCUAUGAAAUUAUAAAUAAAUUUGCGUUUUUUUUCUUUUUUUUCUAGUGUUUAGAGCAUAUUUUGGGUUAAUUUUUGUUCCAAAAUUAAUCUCUUUGAAUUUGUAAGAGAUAUGUAUUUUAUAAAGAUUGAUGAUUUUCAAACAAGGGUCGUUAAUCAAGUAUAAUAAUAAUUUUUCUC
Molecule: messenger RNA, 1234 nt
Organism: Cucumis sativus (cucumber)
Lineage: Eukaryota; Viridiplantae; Streptophyta; Magnoliopsida; Cucurbitales; Cucurbitaceae
Product: myb-related protein 306
Exons: 3
Coding region: 121-1062 (313 amino acids)
Biological process (GO): response to auxin
Source: RefSeq, a predicted model, not a curated record